This is a messenger RNA of Symsagittifera roscoffensis, 2296 nucleotides long. Its product is annotated as alkaline ceramidase 1-like. The coding region runs from base 872 to 1696 and encodes 274 amino acids. Gene Ontology annotation, biological process: ceramide catabolic process; sphingosine biosynthetic process. The transcript is spliced from 6 exons. Lineage: Eukaryota; Metazoa; Xenacoelomorpha; Acoela; Convolutidae. Gene Ontology annotation, cellular component: endoplasmic reticulum; membrane. The record is from RefSeq and is a predicted model, not a curated record.
GCAGGUCUUUUAUUACACCAUUUUCAAUCCUUGAAGAAAUUGACGAGAAGGUUAAAAAAGCGAUGCAUGGUUAAAUUAAAAAAAAACUGAGUAUCUUAAAUAGCCACUGUUUCUAUAUGAAUAAACCAAGAGAGGCUAUCUUUAUUGUUUUGUUGUUCGCAACAAUCAGAUGCUUCACUAUGUAUAUUCACGCGCUCAUUUUUUUGUUUAAUGCUUCCUUUGUUUUUUGUCUGUUUUUUUCUUCUGUUUUUUUUCUCCGGUUCUUCUGUUUUUUUUUUCACUAUAUUACAAAUAGCGUAGCUACAACAGGUUUCUUUUAAUGGUUAGUAUGCACUAGUGUUUUUUAUUGGGACUGAAAAAUUGGAAUACAUAUUUUUGUCUCCAGCCAUUUUCAUCACUGACAAACUUAGGACUGGUUUUUUGUUUUUCGGCUUGUGUUUUAACGAAAAACGUCAAAUAAAAUAUCGGUUACAAAACUUUAUUGAAAACUACUUUCAUUUGAAAAAAAACUGCUUUUCACAAUGUGACAAAUUUUUUUGAUAUGCAUUACUAACCAACUAUUUAUAAUAGCUCAAGUUGUUUAUACUGGGGUUUGUAAUUUUGUUGAUUGUAUGUAUACAUGAUGGUAUCUGCUUAACACAACAAAAUUAAUAAACGAUAAGAUCGAUUGAGUUUGGUUUGCAAUUACAAUUCUAUUACUCACAUUUUCAUUAUCAUUCCGCUCCAAAAGCGUAAAGCAAGUCAACAGCGCGUCACGUCACAAUUGUUUUCGAGUUCGCAGUUGAACAAUUUGUACCAUCAACCUCUAUUGAACAGAAGCGGCCUUGUUAAGCAGCUCUUACUUUUCGUGGUGGACUUGGACUGGCCAUAUAUGGCUCCUUCGAACUUGGGAGACUGGACUGGGCUGCUGGCUCCGUUCGCCUACCAGAGCUCCCAGGUUGACUGGUGUGAGCCGAACUAUGUGCAUUCGCCCUAUGUUGCAGAAUUCUUCAACACCAUAUCUAGCAUUCCGAUAUGCCUUGCGGGAGCUCUGCACGUGGGAAGUUAUGAGCUGUUCGCGAGACAGUUCGACCUCCGAGUGAGGAUCCUCGCCUACUUCGUCAUCUGUGUUGGCCUUGGAUCCAUUUGGUUUCACAUGACCUUGUCGACGAUCGGUCAAUUGGCCGAUGAAUUGUUCAUUCUGUGGCUUCUAGCUCUCGGACAAGCGUGGUAUUUCCCUAUUGCAAUUUUGCCCGACAACGCAAAAGUCAAAAGAUCACACCUGGCUGUGUUUUUCUGCAGUCUGGCUCUAAUCAGCACCUGUCUGUGUCACACCUACCCAGUAGUGAACCACUUCGCCCUCUGCGCCAUCUCCCUCCCACAAUACACUGGCAUGACAAUCGCAUACUUCACUCGCAAAUCACCCCCUCCCCAAAUGCUCACACACAUGUACUACGGCUGUAUGGGGGUGUGGAUACUCGCUUUCCUCGUCUGGAUCGCAGACCAGACAAUUUGCACCACCCUUCUCGCCUGGAACAUUCCAUAUCUCCAUGCUACCUGGCACAUCCUAUCCUCCAUAGGAUGUUGUCACUCUCUCAAUUUGAGUGUCUAUCUCGACCUUGAGAGUUCUUCAAAGUUCAAUCAAAUGACGAUCAAAUUGAGAAAAUUCCCUCAAAAUUUGGGAUACUUUUCGUAUCAGUACCUAUCAAUCAGUUAGCUUUAGUGCUCCAGUUAUAUCGAGUAGUAAACUCAACAAAUUCUCAGUAGUUCAAAAAUUUCUCCAAAACUUUUCAGUUUUUGGGACACAUCAACUGAUUUCUAUUUAAACUUCUUCUUGUUUUGUUCGGCUGACUGUGAUAAAAUAUGAAAAUAUUAUAAAGUUUUCGCAUAGGAGGUUUAUCAAAGUGAAUCCCCUUCUGACGGUCUUAAUUUAUUACCUCGAUCAGUUACGAGACAGCAACUAAUGUGAAACGACAAAAACUAAAAAAAUUCCAAAUAUAAAUACGGAUUGAUAAUAUCAUCGGAUGAUCACGAAGAUUUUCGACUAUAGAUACGACGAGCUAAUGGUAUCAGAUGCCAAUUUUUGUAGGGUUGGAUCAGAUGCCCUUACUUCAAGCAUUCGCCCUUCUCACUACCAAAAUAGGCACAAAAUUUCUAAAAUCCGUUCUCUUGAGAAACUCUUGAGCCCGCCCUGAACAAAAUAGUCGUUAUCAUUGCCUUAUACUGUUUUCUAACCUGUUUGCACCUGUUAGUCACUAUAGAGUAGAAUUGUUCAAUUUAAAGUUAUAUUUGAACUGUUCCAUGAAGUCAAAAUCUC